Messenger RNA from Patiria miniata (bat star), 2573 nucleotides. Its product is annotated as inactive selenide, water dikinase-like protein. The transcript is spliced from 7 exons. Lineage: Eukaryota; Metazoa; Echinodermata; Asteroidea; Valvatida; Asterinidae. Gene Ontology annotation, molecular function: ATP binding; selenide, water dikinase activity. The record is from RefSeq and is a predicted model, not a curated record. The coding region runs from base 203 to 1333 and encodes 376 amino acids. Gene Ontology annotation, biological process: L-selenocysteine biosynthetic process. Gene Ontology annotation, cellular component: cytoplasm.
GAUGCAUUGUGGGAUAUUACACCCGGUACAUUGCCAACUAGGGAUAAUUUUCCCUCACCUUAGCGUGGCAAUUUGUGUGUGAAAUUCCCGCGAAAAUCACCUCAAAGACCACAUUUUAUUGAAACACCGAAACCAUUUACUGUAGUUUUGACUACCUGGAAUCAUCUCUUGUUGAAACUUUUCAAAGAAAUCAGGAAAAACCAUGGGAUCUCCACGUUCACCGUUCGACCCAGUCGCAAACGGGUUGGACAAAGAUUUCCAAUUAACCAGAUAUUCGGACCUGAAAGAUUUUGGGGCGAAAGUCCCCCAAGAUGAGCUGCUACAACUCCUUCAAACAGUCAAGGAUCCCGAGGAAGAAAAGACGGCCGAAGAGAUUAUGCUUCAACAGCCAAAUUACGGUAUUGGCAGUGACUGCAGUGUUGUCCCAUUGCAACAUGGAGGACUUUUCCUGGUUGAGACGACUGACUUCUCCUACCCAGUUGUGGAUGACCCAUAUAUUAUGGGCCAAAUUGCAUGUGCCGAUGUGCUGAGUGACCUUUACGCAAUGGGGAUCAUGGAGUGUGAUAACAUGCUGAUGCUGCUGGCUGUGCCUCAGACAUUCAGCGACAAAGAGCGAGAGGUCGUCAUACCACUCAUGAUGCAGGGCUUCAAGGAUAUUGCGACUGUGGCUGGUAGCAAGAUCCGAGGAGGACAAACUGUGCUCAAUCCAUGGUGCACUAUCGGUGGGAUAGCCACUAGUGUGUGUACACUAGACAAGAUUGUAUGCCCCGACAACGCCGUUCCCGGUGACGUCCUAGUUUUGACCAAACCGCUCGGUACCAUGAUCGCAUUGACAGCCAGAAAGUGGCUGACUGUUCCAGACAAGAAGAAGAAGUUGAACGCUCUCCUUACAGCUGAGGAAUUAGAGCGAGGAUACCAAGAGGCCGUCUUCAACAUGUGUAAACUCAACAGUGACGCUGCCAGUAUGAUGGCCACCUACAAUGCUCACGGUGCCACCGAUGUCUCGGGCUUUGGCAUCCUGGGUCACGCCGAGGCGUUAGUCAGGUCUCAGAAGGAGGAGGUUAGCUUUGCCAUUCACAACCUACCCAUCAUUGCCAAGAUGCAGCAUGUCGCUAAAGGAUUCAUCGACUUCAAACUCUUUCAAGGACGCUCCCCGGAAGUAUCAGGGGGUCUUUUGAUCGCAUUCCCAAGAGAACAAGCUGCCAGCUACUGCAAGGAGAUCGACAAAAUGGGCUCCAGUGCCUGGAUUAUCGGAAUCGUGGAAAAGGGCAACCGAACGGCCAAGGUCAUCGACAAACCAAGGGUCAUUGAGGUCACAACGAAAAUCAUGUAGCUCCCCACCGGCAUUCCUCUGGCAUCGAGCAGAUCAAGCCUCAAGAUUGCUGUCUAUGUACAUAGUUGAGAUCGACAUAGGUCGAUUCAUUAAGCCCAGCCGAAGAUACCUUGACCAUUCACAGCCGCGAUUAAUGUCUGACACACGAGGACUAAAAGUGUAGCAUUUGCACAGGUACACAUGACAUGUGUGGCUGGAACUUGCAGUUUGGCAUUGAAGGGGCACACCUGUUGUUGCAAACGUGCGCAGUUGGUAAGGCUUAAUGGGUCGGACUAGUGAUAGGACAAGAUUGUUUAUCAAAAGAUCAUACCGUGUACAGUGGCAAUAAUGGUCAAGUGACCAAAAUUCCAGGGGCCAUUUUGUUGGUCUGCCAAGCUGAAAAUUUGGUUCAACAAAGUUUUGGACUCUGUGCAGAAACAGUAGAGGGCGCUUUGUGACCACUUUUGAAAGCCCAUGUGGGGUGGGCGGGGGGGGGGGGCACAUCACGUGCACAUGGUACGAAGUAUGCAUGACUACAAUACAGUAAAACGCUGCUUUAAUGAGCAUCACUAUAACAAACAUUUUGCUAUAAUAAACAUUCCCUUUGGCUCCCGAAAUAUUAAAGUCUAAUAUAAUGCACAGUCACUGUAACAGACACUUUUAAUGGAGCCCAUCAUGUUCGUUACAGUGGCGUUCUACUGUACUACCCUCUCAAUUUUUUUAAGCUAUUCCGUAUGUAGAAAAGAAACAACUUGUUUUGUGUUCAUCUGCUUGUCCAUAGCAAUCAGACGAGGACAAGAUUUUUAAAUGAAUAGCAACUCUUCAGAGCAAAUCGGGAAACGUUUAAAUUGAUGUGGCGGAAAAUGCUGACAGUCUUAUGCAAAUUGUAAAUUUUAAUCAUUUCGUAUCGAAUCUUUAGCUUUGUUUCUUCACUUUCUUUGGGGUCUUUUUGGGUGUUUUUUCUUUAUAAGGAGGGGGGGGGAUGGAUAAAAGUUUUUCUUAAAUCAAGUUACCACAAGUUAUCUAUAGACAAAUCCGUGCUCAUAAUCACUGUACACUCAUGAGGCUCCCUUCAAUAGAGAAACUAUUGUGCACACUAUUGUACAAAGCAACUGCCUCGUGACAUUAUCUGAACAAUAGUUAGUACAAUGCUUUCGCCAUUGAAGGGGGCCUUCGUGAUAGAAUUGAUAGCGUGCCCGGAUUGGUUUAUAUGUCCCAGUCUUGUCUCGAGUCAUGUGACAAGCUAAAUAUAGAUUAAGGC